Manduca sexta (tobacco hornworm) is the source of this 2779-nucleotide messenger RNA. RefSeq lists its product as uncharacterized. The record is from RefSeq and is a predicted model, not a curated record. The transcript has 2 exons. Gene Ontology annotation, cellular component: SCF ubiquitin ligase complex. Gene Ontology annotation, biological process: SCF-dependent proteasomal ubiquitin-dependent protein catabolic process. Lineage: Eukaryota; Metazoa; Arthropoda; Insecta; Lepidoptera; Sphingidae. Bases 620 to 2215 code for a protein of 531 amino acids.
CUGCCUGAACGUGUUAAACUCAAAAACUACCCAACGUAUUAAGAUGAAACUUGGUAUGGAGAUAGUUUGAGACCCUGGGAAGAACAUAGGCUCCCGGGAAAAUAUAUAGCGAGACUUUUAAAACGGAAAACUUUAGCCCGAACAACUUUAUAACGCGGGCGGAGCCGCGAGCAAAAGCUAGUUGGUAAUAAAAUUCUUUCUUUCUAUCUAAGCAACAGUUUACUGGAGUCUGAAAGUUGGUAACUUUAUCAUUAUUGUUAUGUAGGUAUCUGUAAAGAUAUAUCUAAGUUCUGUAAAGAUGCGAGGCUGUGAAGCCACAUACACCCAAAACAUCUCCAUUAAUAUAAACGUGUAGGUAUAACUCUUUAGAUAAGCAUCUAUAGCAGAAGCAAAGUAUGUUCGCUGCAAAAUAACAUUAUACCACGUUCCAUCUAAAAAUAAUACGCAUGCGCAUGCGCAGUAGAUAUGUUCGUCAAUACUUGUCGGCAUAAUACUUUCUUAUUUUUAUGUUACAUCAUUUUAAUUUGGAUACAUUGUAUGUACGCAUAAUAUAAAAUCGUAAUUAUCGUUUUUAAGUGAUAAUAACUAUCUAAGUGGAAUAAUAAAUACAUGACAAACAAUGGUUCAGUCAAACUAUGGGAUGAUUUCGCGAUAUAAACAACCUCCAAAGUUAGAGGCCUUGGCUUUGAUUAACUUAGGAAAAUGGAUCGCCGAACAAGCGGAACUACGAAUGGCACCAAUGGCAAUGCUCUCCCAAAAGGACACAAGCGCAGCACAAUUAGCAUUAACGAAAAGUAUAAAUGCUAUACGCACUUAUUUGGAAUACAAUGUUCCAUGGAUGCUCCAUGAUUUGUUAGCCACCGAAGCCAUAAAAGCAUUAACUGAUCUUUUAGAAAAAACCAAACGCUCCUUAGGUUUCCGCGGGAGUAUGGGGAAAUUUGUAAGUCAAAUGAAUGUGAUUGUAAGAAUGGCCGAAACACUGUUCAAUAAAUAUUUAACAGUCGUUUCUAUUGAUAAUAUUCCAAAGAUGUUACGGCCCGUAUUUUAUUCAAAAUUAUAUAUGCUUAAUGGAUUAGUAUAUUUGAACUUGGGAUCAUUAUCAGGAGGCUGGAAAACAGCCGACAUGGAGGACGCUGUCAUAAAAUCUUUAAAAGAACUUCAUUGUCUUAAAUAUUUAUUCAUCAAUUAUGAUUGUACCGAUAAUAUAUUACGAUGUAUUGUGAAAAAUUGUCCACAACUUGUAAAGUUGGAUGUUUCUAGUUCAAAGUGUAUUACAAAUGAUAGUAUAGACAUAAUAUCAAAGUUAAAAAAUCUACAAUCCAUACAGCUGUAUAGAACAUUCGUCACGCUGGAUGGUUUUGUUAACUUGCUUUUAAAAUGUAGAAAUAUUCAGGAUGUUGGUCGAUGCGACGAAAUUGGGAAAGUGUUGGAACACAUUGAUUCGUAUUAUCCAGAAUACAGUUCGUUUAAUUUAACUACUUACGUAAGUCGCUACGCAACUUUAAAUCAAUUACAAUUAGCUGUUCAAAUGUGUCCAAAUAUAAGAAGUAUGACUGUUUUUCACAACACCCUACAAAGUGACUUAAUGGUAUUGAUUGGUUUACAACAUUUGAGAGAUCUGAAACUGUUAUCAUGUGACUUCUACGCUGACCAAGUAAAACAAGUUCUUCAAGUUAAAGGCUGUAACAUAAUAAAUUUACAUUUGGAACAUGUUGAUCAAAUUGAUUUAAAUGCAUUAAUGUACAUAAGCCAAAUGUGCCCCCUUUUAGAAAGCUUAACAUUAUAUAAUUGUACAUUAAUACAACAUACUUCACUGUAUACAAGGAAAUUAGAAAUACCACCGUUUAGGAAUCUAAAAAAAAUGACUUGUGUAUCUACAUGUACGGACGACCAACUGUUAUUCCUUCUUACUAAUUGUUUGAACGUUGAAUUCAUACAUAUUGGUACAGCUGUUCAACUAACUGAUGAAUUCAUGUUUAAAAUUUUAGAUAAAAAUCCUUUAAUAUAUUUGAAGGAAUUACGGAUAAUGCAGUCAGAUUUUUUGACAAUGUUAUCGAUAGACAGGAUUAUACAAACUUGUAUUAGUUUAGAAAUACUGGUAGAAUUAGAAAGUUGGUCUUUGAUAACAGAAAACGAUCGAGAGUAUAUCAGAAAUUAUAUAAAGAUCAAUAAUUUCAAUAUUGACACGGAGCCAAUACGUAGAUAUGAUAGUUGACAAAAUUAAAACUCUAAACCUAAGCACUGCUUAAAAUUGUUUUUAACUUUUUUGUCCCAGCACGGCAAAAUAUUUGUAAAUCAGAUUGUAACUAAAGUAAAAACGAGUCCUUUUACAAACUCUAAUAACGAUUAGUGAUCAAUCUUUGACGGUCGCUAUUGCUACUUUGGGAACAAUUCGUACUCUUUUGAAGGCAUCCAAUGAUACUUAUCUAUCUGUGUAAUUAAAUUACUCUGGUAGAAAGAUACAAUUAUUCGUAUGAGGAUUCCGCCUUCGGAAGCCAUUUACUUGGCUUUGGAUGGAAUAAAAAUGAAAAUAUAUUUUAGUAAGUAAGCUAUCAAAUUCAUUGUGUAACUGAUUUAUAUUAUGUAAAUGUGUCUGUUUUGAAAUUAUUAUUAUUUUAUUAUAAGUUUUAUCAGUUAUACACUGCAAACUAAAAUAAAUCAUAGGUAUUGUGCAGGUACACUUUUUUGAUACUUGGUAUGUAAUCGAAACUAACACUUAGGUAUUAGAAAUAAACUUAGGUAUAAAGUACAUGUAAUAAAUUAUUUUUUUACGAUUUUA